AGGUUUACAGAAAAGCCUUUCUGAAGUGAGGUAAGAAAAUAAUUGGCUAAUAGAGUGGGAGUUCAACUACCCAAAACUUUGAAAAGGAGUAGAGCCACCCUAGACCCUGAAAUAAGCGCCCAGAAGUGCAGAAGUGAAAAACAGGUGCAUCCUCUGAAGGUUCAAGGAUGAUCCCUCUUGGUUCUUUUCCCUCUGCCUGGCCCGAGAGCUCCCCCUCCCAGCCAGAGUUCCAGCAUCCUCCUAGUCCUAGAAGCUAUUCUCGAGGUCAUUGCUCCGGCCAGAGAGCCUGGGGGGUGUCGGCUUAGGGCGCAGAGGGGCAGCUGCUGCAACAGUGAUAUGGAGCUGAAGGGCGGUCGGGAGAAGGAAGGGGAGGAAGAGGAAGAGAAGGCAGAUUCAGCCACGGCAGGCGUACUAGGGACAUGAGGUCCCAGUCGGAGGAGCGGGAGAGCAGCAGCAGCAACAGCAGCAGCAGCGACAGCAGUAGUAGCAGUAGCAGAAGUAAGAGGACGCGGGAGUCGCCAAACCUCGAGAAGUUCCAGCGCGUUCAGGGCAAGAAGAAGCGCAAAGGGGUCCGUGUGGUCGGCUUGAGUCAGCAGCGGCAGGCGGCCAACGCCCGGGAGAGAGACCGCACUCACAGCGUCAACAGUGCUUUCACUGCACUCCGUACCCUCAUCCCCACAGAACCGGCGGAUCGCAAACUCUCUAAAAUCGAGACCCUGCGCCUGGCAGCCAGCUACAUCUCCCAUCUGGCAAAUGUGCUUUUGUUCCCACCCGAGUCGCUCGGGGGUCGCCAGGCCCACCCGCCGCUACACUAUCUGCCCUGCCUGCGGGACAGCGAAGGGGGUACUGGUGGCAGAAGCGUAGGAGCCCCGCGGCCCAUCUGCACCUUCUGCCUCAGUCACCAGAGGAGGGUGUACAAAGAAGGGGAGAAGCAAUGAUCUAUUUAAAGUAUAUGUGGACAAUCCCUCAGAUGAGAAGCUUGUACAAGUAUUGCACUGAAUAAUGAAAUGAUUUAUGAAACUUCUUGGUAUCCACAGAAUAUGUUUACAUGAAAUACAUUAAAUUAUGUAAAGAAAUCAUGUUUUGACACAUGCAUGAAAAAAACAACCAACUUACUCUUAUAUUGUGCAAAUUUAUUCAGGUCAUCCUGCAAAUGAAA
Messenger RNA from Antechinus flavipes (yellow-footed antechinus), 1159 nucleotides. Its product is annotated as transcription factor 15-like. The transcript has 2 exons. NCBI's taxonomy places the organism in Eukaryota, Metazoa, Chordata, Mammalia, Dasyuromorphia, Dasyuridae. Bases 420 to 938 code for a protein of 172 amino acids. Gene Ontology annotation, biological process: developmental process; regulation of transcription by RNA polymerase II. The record is from RefSeq and is a predicted model, not a curated record. Gene Ontology annotation, molecular function: DNA-binding transcription factor activity, RNA polymerase II-specific; protein dimerization activity; RNA polymerase II transcription regulatory region sequence-specific DNA binding.